This is a messenger RNA of Lentinula edodes (shiitake mushroom), 510 nucleotides long. RefSeq lists its product as uncharacterized. NCBI's taxonomy places the organism in Eukaryota, Fungi, Basidiomycota, Agaricomycetes, Agaricales, Omphalotaceae. The transcript has 8 exons. The record is from RefSeq and is a predicted model, not a curated record. Bases 1 to 510 code for a protein of 169 amino acids.
AUGCAGAGCUUAACUGGUUUCGUGCUCCUCGCAGUUGCAUACAACGUUCUGGCCUUGCCUUUCAAGAACGUCGAAGAGGGCUGCAGCACUCAAACCAUUUCACCGCUUCCCACCCCGAUGAUCUUUGCCAAAGCUGCCUGGGAUGUCGAAAGACGACAAGUCACUGGCCCUGCUCCGAUCUUUGCAAAAGACCAAUUGGAAGUUGGGACCUCCGUUCAUUCUGGAGCUGCUUCAUCUACUGCAGCUCCGAUCGUCCUAAGUCCAGCUAUCUUUGCCAAGGAAGCUUGGGAAAUACAAAAGCGAGGUUCAGCGGCAAGUGCCAUCUUUGCCAAGGAUCAAUGGGAAAUCGAUACCAACAACGUCGUCGAUGCAACUCCUACGUCGCUUCCCGCCGCCCGCAUCUUCGCCAAGGAUCAAUGGGAAAUCGACAGUAUUUCCAACGUCGAUGCGACUCCCACGUCGCUUCCCGCCGCCCGUAUCUUUGCCAAAGAGGCUUGGGAGACAGACUGA